This is a messenger RNA of Nomascus leucogenys (northern white-cheeked gibbon), 2354 nucleotides long. RefSeq names its product F-box protein 27 (gene FBXO27). Lineage: Eukaryota; Metazoa; Chordata; Mammalia; Primates; Hylobatidae. Gene Ontology annotation, biological process: glycoprotein catabolic process; SCF-dependent proteasomal ubiquitin-dependent protein catabolic process. Gene Ontology annotation, cellular component: cytoplasm; SCF ubiquitin ligase complex. Gene Ontology annotation, molecular function: ubiquitin protein ligase activity; protein binding. The record is from RefSeq and is a predicted model, not a curated record.
GGGCAGCGAGUAAAAAGGACGCAGAGGGGCGUGGGGAGCUUGCGGCACAGCUAGGGCAUCCCGGCGAGGAGCGCCGCCAGGCCCCGGGCCACAGCUGGGCCUGGCGGGGGGACCAUGGGCGCCUCGGUCUCCAGGGGCCGGGCCGCCCGGGUCCCCGCGCCGGAGCCGGAACCCGAAGAGGCGCUGGACCUGAGCCAACUACCCCCGGAGCUGCUUCUGGUGGUGCUGAGCCACGUCCCCCCGCGCACGCUGCUCGGGCGCUGCCGCCAAGUGUGCCGGGGCUGGCGAGCCGUGGUGGACGGCCAGGCCCUGUGGCUGCUGAUCCUGGCCCGCGACCACGGCCCCACCGGCCGCGCGCUGCUGCACCUCGCCCGCAGCUGCCAGUCUCCCGCCCGUAACGCCAGGCCUUGCCCCCUGGGCCUCUUCUGCGCGCGCAGACCCAUCGGACGCAACCUUAUUCGCAACCCCUGCGGCCAAGAAGGCCUCCGAAAGUGGAUGGUGCAGCACGGUGGGGACGGCUGGGUGGUGGAGGAAAACAGGACAGCCGUACCUGGGGCCCCUUCUCAGACGUGCUUCGUGACUUCAUUCAGCUGGUGUUGGAAGAAGCAGGUCUUGGACCUAGAGGAGGAGGGUCUGUGGCCAGAACUGCUGGAUAGUGGCAGGAUUGAGAUUUAUGUCUCUGACUGGUGGGGAGCCCGACACGACAGCGGCUGUAUGUACAGACUCCUUGUCCAACUUCUAGACGCCAACCAGACUGUUCUAGAUAAAUUCUCUGCUGUGCCUGAUCCUAUCCCGCAGUGGAACAACAAUGCCUGCCUUCACGUCACCCAUGUGUUCUCCAACAUCAAGAUGGGCGUCCGCUUUGUGUCUUUCGAACACCGGGGCCAGGACACACAGUUCUGGGCUGGCCACUAUGGAGCCCGUGUGACCAACUCCAGUGUGAUCGUGCGAGUCCGUCUGUCCUAGUCCAGGACUACCCUUCUUGCAAGACAGCCUGACUGUGCCUUCCAGGGCCUGGGACCAUUGGCUGGGACCCCUCAUUAACCAACCAAGCACUUGUACCUCCCUGGCAUACUGGGAAUUCCUGGGUCCAAUCAAAGGCCCUGACGGGCCCUGUCUUCAGGUUCUAGAAACUACCAGAAGAAGCUUCUUCCAUCUUAUCUACCUACUGCAGCUGCUGCUUUGAGGGGGCCCUACUCUACUGAGGGGAAACCCACAAGCGAGCAUGGGGGAACGCCCAUCCUGGAGAAGAAUUCUCGCCCUCCCCUCUCUUCUCCUCCCAACCAAAACCCUCCGAUCCAGCUCCAGGCCCCUCUGUACCAUCCCCUCCCCUCCGCACCAUUGACCUCGUUUCCUAUUGUUUCUGCCACAGGGACUUCCUUGGUCCCUUCAGGGAAGCCCUCAACUCGUCUCUGAACUUAGAAUCUCAUCCUUAGGGCUCAGAGAGUCCCAGCCCUAAGGGUGUGAACCUCACCUCCUGGGGCUUCCGAGCUACAGGGCUGGGACCAGGUUAUGCAGCUGAAAGUCUACGUUAAAAAAAAAGUUUGGGCCGGGCACAGUGGCUCAUGUCUGUAAUCCCAGCACUUUGGGAGGCCGAGGCAGGCGGAUCACCUGAGGUCAGGAGUUCAAGACCAGCCUGGCCAACAUGGUGAAACCCCGUCUCUACUAAAAAUCCAAAAAAUUAGCCGGGCAUGGUGGUGUGCACCUGUAAUUCCAGCUAUUUGGGAGGCUGAGGCAGGAGAAUUGCUUGAGCCCGGGAGAGGCAGAGGCUGCAGUGAACCAAGAUCAUGCCACUGCACUCCAGCCUGGGCAACACAGCAAGACUCCGUCUCAAAAAAAAAAAAAAAGUUUGGGUCAGACGGGGUGGUUCACACCUGUAAUCCCUGCACUUUGGGAGGCCAAGGUAGGAGGAUCAGUUGAGCCCCAGAGUUCAAGACCAGCCUGGGCAAUGUAGUAAGACCCCCAUCUCUACAAAAAAUACAAAAGUUAGCCAGGUGCGGUAGUGCACACCUGUAGUCCAAGCUACUUAGGAGGCUUAGGUGGGAGGAUCAUUUGUGCCCCGGUUGAGGCUAUAGUGAGCCAUGAUCAUACCACUGCACUCCAGCCUGGGUGACAGAGCGAGACCCUGUUUCAAAAGAAAAAAAAGAAUUUGGAGAUAGUUCUGCCCACUCUGAUUUCUCUGAAAAACGAGGUAAUUCCCUGAGCCCAACCCUGAUCCUCAAGGACCUGUAAUUGUGUGGUAUUUAAAAUUAAAACAACAUUAUUUUUCAUUUUGACUUUUUUUCAAACAGUAAGAAUAAUAUAUCAGCAGCAUGUAUCUGCCAAUCAUAUGUAAUAAAUUUCUUAUUUUGCCA